Molecule: messenger RNA, 5979 nt
Organism: Alosa alosa (allis shad)
Lineage: Eukaryota; Metazoa; Chordata; Actinopteri; Clupeiformes; Clupeidae
Gene: arid3c
Product: AT rich interactive domain 3C (BRIGHT-like)
Exons: 9
Coding region: 219-2102 (627 amino acids)
Biological process (GO): regulation of transcription by RNA polymerase II
Cellular component (GO): nucleus
Molecular function (GO): DNA binding
Source: RefSeq, a predicted model, not a curated record
CUGAUCUCCAGCCUGAAGAGGUCAUUCAGCCUACAGUUGCCACUUGUUGCCAAAACCUUCGGGGCUGGAGGGCUCGCCAGCGUUUAAUUUUUUUAAACGAAUUAUUUCCUCGCUAUUAUUGACACGAGUAUCUCGAUGUUAAAACAGGAAUACAUCCACAUCUGACUUUUGAAAAAGGGAUACUUUAGAACAGUUGCUUUAUAUCUGACAGGAGAAGCAUGGUUGACAACACCAGCAUAGCAACUAAAUCUGCUUUGCAAGCCGUGUUCACUUCGGCGAGCAACCAUCCUCUGCUGGUUCCAUCUUCCACCACCCACAGUCACUUCUCCGGGUCUCAGUCACACCACCAUCCGAGCGGCGGUGGAAUGAAGCUAGAGGCGGUCAUGGAAAACCUCCAGCGGCAGCAGGCUGCCCGCCUGGCUCUGGAAGAGAAGCUUCGUCUAGCAGAAAAAGACAAAGACAUCAGGUCUCUGAUGGAUUCACAAAUUCAGCAGCAAGCGUUGGCUUUCCGUCACUAUCAGGCAGCGGUGAGAGGUGCUUUCGCUGCCGGAGCACAACUCUCGUCUCCGGGGGCAAGUUCCAGUGACCGGCAACCUGCACACCCCGACCCGCACAGGCUUCCUGAAAGACCUAACGACGACUCCGACGUUGACGAUGACCUGGAGGGUGAUCGUGGCAUGGAAGAUGAAGACCGAGAUCUUGAUGACGAAGAUAUUGAUAACGAGGGGUUCGUAGAUGAUGAUAUAGAGAGACCCAUGCCCCACUAUCUCCCUCGGCACAGCAUGCAUUCUAAUGCGGGACAAUCACCAAAGCACUCCGGCGCCAGAGUCCAGCCGUCAUUCUCGGCCGCAAGGCAACCCGAGUCUCCCGGUGGAAUGGCUCAUGCACAAUCGCAGCACCACGAGUGGACUUACGAAGAGCAAUUCAAACAGGAGUCAGGAAAAGCCAAUGGGCCAGAGAGGAAGCUGGGAAAUUCAGGCGUUGCUUUCGGUGGUGGUUCUUCAUCUCUCAUACAGGAGCUGUACGAGCUGGAUGAUGACGUGAAGAGAAAAGAGUUUCUCGACGACCUCUUCAGUUUUAUGCAGAAAAGAGGGACUCCAGUAAAUCGGAUUCCUAUCAUGGCCAAGCAGGUGUUGGACCUCUACACCCUCUACAAGCUUGUGACAGAAAAAGGCGGCUUAGUGGAAGUCAUCAAUAAGAAAAUAUGGCGAGAGAUCACCAAAGGCCUCAACCUUCCUACCUCCAUCACCAGUGCAGCUUUUACACUCAGAACACAGUAUAUGAAGUACCUCUAUCCCUACGAAUGUGAAAAGCGUGGUCUCAGCUCCCCCGGGGAGCUCCAGGCAGCUAUCGACAGCAACCGCCGCGAGGGCCGCCGCCAGAGCUACGGCUCGGCCCUCUUCAACUACUCGCCCGUGGGCACCCCCACCCUCAUGGCCUCGCCCAAACUCCAGAUGCCCCACAUCGCCAUGUCCACCCCCAACGGAGCCCACCUCUCCCAAAGCCAGGCCAUCAAGAAAGAGGAGUCCAUGCUCAACAGCUGCCUGAGCAGCCGCGUGGGCAUCCCUAUGUCCCUGGCCGGUCACCACGGGGCAGCCGUUCAGGCGGUGGCCGCCCAGGCCCAAGCGGCGGCAGCGCAGGCGGCUGCGGCCCAGGCUGCGGCGGCAGUGCAGGCGGCGGCGCUGGAGCAGCUGCGCGAGAAGCUGGAGUCGGGCGAGCCGCCGGAGAAGAAGAUGAUGCUGAUGGCCGAGGAGCAGCAGCGCCUCAUGCAGCACGCCCUGCAGCAGAACCUGCUGGCCAUGGCCACCCAGCUGCCCAUGAACAUCAAGCUCAACAACAGAGAUGAUAGACAAGAGACCGCAUUGAACCUGUCUACCAACGGCAUUAGCAGCAUCAACAUGUCAAUAGAAAUAAAUGGAGUUGUCUACACAGGGGUCCUGUUUGCCCGUAAGCCCUCCAUGCCCGUGAUCCCUGGGAGCCACCGAGGCAACCACCACCACAUCGCUCAGGGAAAGUCCAGCCCGGGAUUGUCCACGCACAUCCAGCCGUCCUCGUCCGCCUCCUCCACCUCAUCCUCGGCACACGGCAACGCAUCCCCCUGAGCAAGAGCAACCCCACCCCCACCUCUACUGACCAGCCCCAGACUGAUCUGUCUUGCCCAGUCCUGGUCCCCACCUGUCCCCUCUCCUCCCCCUGCCGCCUCCCCUCCCGUUGCAAAGACUCAGAGCAAAGCCGAGAACAGAAGAUAGAUCAUAAACAUGCAUUUAUCCAAUUUUAUUUUGUUGUUUUUGAAGGUGGCUUUCUUCUCUUUUAUAUAAAAAGUCCAUAAUUCAAAAGUGACAAGAUUGAAUGUUUAUUUAAAAAAAAAAAAAAUGAAAGAUCUAUCUAACAAUAAAAAAGGAUACAUGUACAUACAUUGAAACCGAGAGAAUACAUAUUGUCCAACUCCAUUCAACCCUGAGCAACAGCUGCUGCAAUGCUUAGUGGGGCGUGUUGGGUCAGUAAUAACACGUAUGAAGUGAGUAUGUUUCCUCUCUCAAGAAUCGCACUGUUCUGUGGGGAGAAGCUUUAUCGUGUGGUUGUACCACAGUCACCCGGGACAGUGCAAUGACUGUGGAAAUGACAAUGGCACAAUUCUCUGGUGACAAAUAUCUGGGAAGGGAGGUUUUUUUCCUUGUUCUCUGCUGGCUUUGUUAUUUUUUUUGUUGUGCUCUGGAAUCUCAUACCGUCAGCCUUGGCGUUCUUAUUUCACAUUUCUAAACAGGUUAGACGUGCAUUUGCACCAAAAUCACUGAAUCCCUCAGAACUUGCAGCUUAUACCAAAGAAGACUAGAAUGCCAUUGACAAGGUAGCCACGCUCAGCAUGGUCGUGGAAUUGAAACAAAUGUAGAAACGCACAGUUUUUUUCUCUCAAAGCACUGCAGUAACUUAGAACAAGCCACCGAAGAAUCAGAGGUCGAUGGUAGUUCUGAGUGACAAAACGAGUGGUUUUGUACUUUCAAGAAAAAAAAGAAUGAUAAUAAUAAUUGUAGAUGUAGGCAAAGCACAUCCCACUGAAAAGAGGGAGGGACAACCUUUUUAGCAGUCAGGAAGAUGUACUUAUCGAUGCUUGUUUUCUUUUCUUUGUAAAGGAAAAUAUCUAAGUGAUGUACUAUCUGCCGCGGUGAACAUGUCCAAAUCAAUCAAAUGUCAUGUCCAAAUGUUCAGUGGGACAAUCAGUGGAUCACACUGGUAUUUAAUACAUGCAAGUCUUUUUUAAAUGUUUUAUUGUAAUGUAAAGGCUGUGGCAACUUAAAUAUAGGAAGCCAGCAACAUUGCUUCAUGAUGGAUUGUGGUCAGAGCUUGCAACAAUGUACACGCCAAGAUUUUCUUUUUUCUUCUUGGCUUCGUGGAGAUGGCUCUUUCCAUCAAUGUAGACUUUUUAUUACAAAAGUGACUUUCCACCUACACCUAAAUGAUUUGUCAUUGAGGAUCUGUUGUUUCUCACUAGGUGCAUCAUGGUUCUCUGAAUCCAUUUAGCCACAUGCAAAACAAAAGCAAAAUAACAUUGGCUCUACUGGUUUUUGAGAGCCUGAGAGUAAAGUCAUGCCAAAAAGGUCAUGUUAUAUAUAAUGGCAAUGGACACCCCUAUGGUUAAAUGAAAUGAUUGAGCACUUCAGUACAUUUCUCAUGAAAUUAAAUAGAUAUAGGAUCCCUGGGAGGUACAGAAAGCAAGAUGGGGGAAUCAUCAUUUUGGAUUUGAGGAUUGCUGAAGAAAUAGCUAUUGGCUUUAUUGUGAAUAGAAUCCUGUUUUCAUUUUUUGUUUAAAAUAAUGCACUUGCAUUUGACUUAUUUCUCUAUCUCUCUUUCUCAAUCUCUCUUUUUCUAUGCAUCUCACUCCUCUACAGUCUCUCUCUAUCCCUACUCCCCUAUAUACAAUAUAUAAUAUAUAUAUUGUACAAUAUAUAUAUAUAUAUAUUUCUCUCCAACGUUUUAUUUCUCUCACUCUUACCAUUGCUUCAGAAAUACUUUCUCUGUUGUUAAGGGAAAUGGGAAACUGUUUGAUUAUAUUCUGUGUGUUAAUCUUUUUUUAAGUAUAUUAAGCAUAUGAUUUCAAAUUGUAUUUAUUUUGCUCUUUUUUAUUUCAUGUUAUAUCUUGGGGCUGUAACAGUGCAUUCAGCUACACCACUUUGCUUUAGGCCCUUUUUAAGUUCUUUGAAAUACAGCCUGAUACCUCACAAAUCUGUACAUACAUAAUAGAUUAUGAAUACAAAUAUACCUCAUAUUUCACUUCUAUUCUUUUUAUUGUGAAGCCACUUGAAAGAAAAAUCAAUAUUUUUGUUUCAACAGAUCACUGGAUUUUUUUUCUCAUAUUUUGUAUUGUUAUACCAAGAAGGGAAUAUUUUAUUAACAGACAUCUACCUCAUUUGUUCUAGACUGUGCCAACAAACAUGACCAUAAUCGCCAGUUUUUAAGUAUAGCCUUUUGGCCCAUACAAACAUUAUUUGCUUGAACAUAUGUACUGAGAUGAAAAGAAAAUUAGGUGGACCACACAGGGCACGAGGCAAUGUAUUCAUGUGUGCAUUGCUUCUUCACUUUUCUUUUUUGAAAAUGGCAUUAUAUAUUGUUUGGGAGAAAUGCCAGAAGGAUUAUAUUUCUUGUACAUGGCUAUCUGUUCAUUGCUGUUUAAUGUUGAUAUCCCGUUAGAUGAGUGUACUGCACAUUUGAUUGAUAAAUGUACAGUUUGAAGUAAUGUUAUACACGAUACCACAAUCCUGUCCCAACAGGCAGUCACCACUGGAGCGUACAGUGUUUUCAGGCAUGCCUGUACGUUACUGAUGUGUGUAUGGUUGGUAGAUCUCUGAUACUCUGUCGAUUCCAGUGUUUACUUGAAAGACUUUGAAAUUACACAUUACAGAGCAGAUGUUUUAUAAUAUAUGAUGAUAGAGUCUGAACUUCUACGUUCAGUUUUUUCCAGGAGGUUUUUGGAAUGAUAAGCCGAGCAAAAAUCCCAUCCAAACACAAAACACACUGCUGUUUCCUAUACCAAAGAUUUUGUAUUGUACGUUUAGGUCUAUUUCCAAAUGAUGUCUUCCACACAGUGCUUUUAUAAGAUCGGUGAGACAUUUUAGCAUUUGCAAAAAUGUGUAAUGGAUAGAUAGUCAUUACUCUUAAAUGUCUUUUUCUUAACUGAUUAGCCAUUGUGCUGGAAAACGCGCUAUAUAAAUAAAUUUACCUUACCUUAACUCUGCUACCCAUUAUGAAACAAUCACACAGUUCAAAGGAAUUGCUGAGGCAGGAAUUAGUUGCAAAAAUGUACAUUGUAAAGAUAAAUCACACAACAAACAUAAAUAUAGAAUAAAGGGCCAUGUGGAUGCACAAAUGUAAUUUUUUUUAUGGCUCACAAUCAUUGUAGUUGACAUCUCAGUAAUGUCUUCUUUUUCAUUAACACUGGCACAGUCUGGUCUCUCUCAUGACUGUUGUUUCCCUCCUUGCUCUUGCGUUGACAUACCAGAGGUUGAUAUGUGUUUCGCCAGUCAUGGGUUGUUCGUUGACUGUGAAACAUGAACAUAGAAAUGGCAGAAAUUUCUUUUAACCAAAGAAAAACUAAAAGAAAAAAAAUGUACUCUUACUGGCUUACUAUUGAAUAAGAUGACUGUCAGAAAAGAAAGAAAUGUGUUGAAAAUAGGAUUCACUGAAGAGAAAGACUCAGUUAUGUACUUACUGAAAAAACAUGUUGUUUACUUUGUUCAUUUUCUUUUUUUUUUAGCUGUGCUAUGCUAUUAGAUUGUAGAACUUAUUAAGGCUUUUUCAGUGUAUAAAGCUUAAACAUUUCUUUUGUUUCCUUUUGUUCACUUUGGAUGAAUCCAGUGUAUUAUGGGAAAGCUGGAUUGUGGUGCUCAGGGGUUAAAAACAUACAAAAAAACAGGUGAAAGAGAUUUUUUUUCUUCGUUUUGCCAUUGACUCGUAGCAUAUUUAGAAAUAAAUUACUGCUUUAAA